This is a messenger RNA of Xylona heveae TC161, 3244 nucleotides long. Its product is annotated as ARM repeat-containing protein. The record is from RefSeq and is a predicted model, not a curated record. Gene Ontology annotation, cellular component: nuclear membrane; cytoplasm. The transcript has 8 exons. Gene Ontology annotation, biological process: protein import into nucleus. NCBI's taxonomy places the organism in Eukaryota, Fungi, Ascomycota, Xylonomycetes, Xylonales, Xylonaceae. Gene Ontology annotation, molecular function: small GTPase binding. The coding region runs from base 96 to 3089 and encodes 997 amino acids.
CAGGCAUUUUGCACACGAGCACCCCGCCAAACCUGCGUGCACAAUUUCUAAUAAUUUUAUUCAAGAGUGCCUUCUCCAAUAAAAAGUCCGUUGAAAUGGCGACGGAUGAAUUUUCACAAGAAAUGGUGCAGACGCCGACUUCAAUGCUAGAGGUUGAAGAGCUGGUGAAAAGGCUCUAUCUGCCAGGGAGUCCCGCCUUGAUUGUGCAGAUCCAAGAGACCCUGCAAAAACUGCAACGCUCACCCGAGGGUUGGAUACUUGCCGACAAGCUACUCGAGAGUAAUGAUGAAAAAGUCAGAUUUUUUGGCGCUCUGACGUUUACGGUCAAAUUGAAUGCAGAUUGGGACUCUCUGAGCGAGCAUGAUGUGCAGCCAUUGCUCGCUAGACUGAUCUCAUGGCUUGUACGCUUGGUCUCACGGAACGAGAGUGCUUUGGUGGUGCGAAAGCUGUGUUCGACACUGGUAGCUUUCUUUUUGAGGCCCAGCGUCUCAUGGACACGAUGCCUGCGGCACCUUGUCUGCUCCAUUAGCGCUGGAGAUGCUAUUUUAGAGGACGCUCUGGAUCAAUACCCACCGACGCCCGAGCUGCUGCAACGACUAAGCCUGCAGCAAAUUGUUGCAAUUCUUUGGUUCAGCUCUACUUUGGCCGAAGAGGCUGGAAAAGUCAAUAUUGGAGGGCAACAACAACAUUCCUUGCAUCAAAAUUUGACUCCCUCUAUCGAAGAUGUCGUUGUAUUGCUGGGAUACGCAAUUGCUCCAACUGCUGAUAUUACCCUUAAACAAGAGGGCGUCAAGUGUCUUCAGUCGUGGUUGUAUUUUGCUCACCGUGCCUGGGUUGACCAAGACAACUCUGCACCGCUACAUACCAUAAGAACACUGGUCGAACCCGCAAUGCAUUGCUUGCUAAACGAAGAUCUCUUCGACAUUACCAUCGAGGUGUUCAUUGACACUCUGUCAAACUUUUCCAUCUUCUUUCGGCCGGAAGAUAUGGACGCCUUAUCAUCUCUCCUUGGUACCGAAUGGGCAGGGAACAGGUUCCAGAGACUUCGAGAAAGCGACUUUGAAUUUGAAUCGUUGCAAUUUGGCAGAUUCUUGUUAGCUUUCGGAGAUGCAACAGUGGAUGAUCUGGUCAAGAAAUCCGAAGAGCAGAGCACACGGCAUAUUCUGGGCAUGCUGCACGGGCUUCUACAGUGCGAAGGCUAUCCCAUUGUCGAGGACGAGAUUUGCGAGGAUGCAUUAGAGUUCUGGAAUAAUUUUGUUGAUUCUAUGAGCGCUGCACUUUUUGCCGAGGAAGAAAAGAGCAGACCUUGGAUGGGUGCAGCUAGACAAAAUGUCAUUCAAGCUAUCGAGGAGUGCUGGGGCAAAGUCCGCUUCCCGCCCUCUGAAGUCCUGAUAACGUGGGAUUCGGACUCCAGAAAGAAGUUCCAGGAUUUCCGCAGAGAUGUAAACGAUCUGCUUCAAUCAGCAUAUACAUUUCUAGGUGCAGAAGUAUUUGAGCGCUUGGUUCAUUUGGCUCGUCAUUCUCUUGAGGAAGGCGCCUGGGAGAAUCUCGAGGCAACCUUGUUCUGCUUGAAUGCCCUCGCAGAGUGUAUCUCUGAUGAUGGAGGGCCAGAGGAUGACGUUCUGGUGCAGCUUCUGGGCUCGUCCAUGUUCUCUCAAUUAUCGAAUCCCGAUAUUCCAGUCCCCCCAAAAGCACGACAAACCGCCGUUAAUAUGCUCGGGCAUUACUCUUCCUUGUGUAAACGCCAUACAGAGCUACUUCCUUCAGCUCUAAACUUUCUUUUCACCACGCUUUCCUCGCCAGCAUUGUCGACUCCAGCAUCCAAAUCGAUAUCUCUUCUCUGUUCAUCAUGUCGAAAGUCUCUUACGUCUGAGCUUGAGACCUUCUUAGAGCAAUACGGCCGGUUUCUGGCUUGGCCGAGUGCAGACAUCUCCACCAAAGAGAAGGUCAUCGGAGCCAUUGCUGCCAUCAUCCAAGCUCUCCCGUCCGAAGAAGCAAAAGCUGCCCCUACCUCCCGGCUUCUCCAGUUUGUGGAGGCGGACGUCCAAAGUUGCCUGAACUCUCUGGCAAACGGGCAGACCGAAGAGGCUCAAGGUUCUGGUGUCGCAGCUCUCCGAUGCCUCUCAAGCAUGGGAAAGCUCUUCCAAGCACCGGACGAUCUACCAUUAGAUCUGGACUCCGAGACGCCUCAAUCGACCUUUUGGGAUGCUGGUGCCGGCAAGGAAAUCCAAAAUCAUAUCGUCAAGCUCGUCGAUAUCAUUACUGGGGCGUUAUCUCAAGACGGGGAAAUUAUAGAAGAAGCAUGCAAUGUCUAUAGAAGUGGACUCAAAGAAACAACACCUGGUCCUUUCGUUUUCCCACCAAGCGUUACCGUCGAAUUUAUCCUGAAGAGCAACCACCUCACUCCACGAGUGGAAAAUGUCCUGACCACUGCCUGUGUCCUUCUCACUACACACUUAUCCGACCAAUCCAUAAGGAUUGACAAUGAAGCAAGACUUAUAUUACUUUACGUUCUCCGGAUCGUGCAAUCCAUUGGAGGCCCAUCCAAUGAACCCGAGAUUGCUCAAAGCUGCGUCGAUGUCAUUAUGCGGUUCAUACCACGCUAUAUCAAUGUUCUCCUCAAUCUUGAGGUCCAAGACGGCCUUGAGAGACUUUUUGCUUUCAUACUAGAUUGCCUGCGCGGGGAUGAUAUUCUACCCAAGCGCUCUGCCGCUAGCUUCUGGGCCGCCUUUGUCUCCCAAACGGACCAACCAGAGCCACUCCAGUCGUCCAUCAACAAUAUCAUGGCGCACAUGGGUCCGCUCCUUGCAGUUACACUCGUACGGAGCAUCGCCGGUGGUGCUCCGCGCAGUGAUCUCGAUGCCCUUGCUGAACCCUUAAAGAAACUUGUCUUCAAGCAGCCACGAGCAAAAACAUGGUUGGAAGGCGCCUUGUACGGCGACGCCUUUCCCAGCGACAAGGUAGACCAGAAGGAGCGCCGGAUAUGGCUGCAAAAAGUCAUGAGCCUCCGCGGCAGCAGAAACACCAAUCAACUCGUCAGAGAGCUCUGGAUUGCGAGUCGCGGGACCAAUUUUGCAUAUGCUUCAUGAGCUUAGCAUUCCCUCGCAUCAUCAAUUAUCUGGACUCACAUGCUCUUCUCACUUUUCCGUACUCGGUCGCAUCGUAAAAGUCAUUUUCAAGACCAACAUGCAUGCUAUCAUUGCAAUACCCAUUUAUUUAUAUGUCCCAUUAGAAAUUCCAUAGC